UGGCGCUGACAUCACGGCCGGUGGCAGCGGAGCCCCGCGCCGCGCGGCUGCCAAAGCCAUUGUGCAUCGCAGCCGUCGGUGGGGCCCGCACCGCGUUCCGAUAGCGAUGGCCGCUUGGCUCUGACCCAUCCAAAUCUCCACCCGAGUGAUGCUGGAACCGGGCUCUGGGAGCGGCCACGAGGAUGCCUGAGGUGCUGAGCUCCUCCUGCCUGCUGCUCUCCCUGCUCACCCUGCACUGGGCUUGCCUCCAACCCGGCCGAGCUUUCCCCAGCAGCGCUGAGUACCUGCAGCGGGGCUGGCAGCGGCUGCUGGAGGAGGGUGAGGGCUGUGCCGAGUGCCGGCCAGAGGAGUGCCCAGUGCCGCGCGGCUGCCUGGCCGGCACGGUGCGGGACGCCUGUGACUGCUGCUGGGAGUGCGCCAAUCUGGAGGGACAGAUCUGCGACCUGGACAACACCAACCACUUCUAUGGCAAAUGCGGGGAGCACCUGGAAUGCCAGCUGGAGGCUGGAGACCUGCAGCGUGGCGAGGUGCCUGAGCCCCAGUGUGCCUGCCUCUCGCACCAGGCGCUGUGCGGCUCCGACGGGCGCACCUACCCCCAGAUCUGCCGCUUCCUCGAGUCUGCCCGUGCCCACCCCGAUGCCAACCUCACCGUGGUCCAUGAGGGUCCCUGCGAGGCAGGUAAGCCUCAAAUCACCUCCCCUCCUUAUGAUGUGUGGAAUGUCACUGGCCAGGAUGUCAUCUUUGGCUGCGAGGUCUUUGCCUACCCCAUGGCGUCCAUCGAGUGGAGGAAGGAUGGCACAGAGAUGCUGCUGCCAGGAGAUGACCCCCACAUCUCUGUCCAGUUCAGAGGUGGCCCCCAGAAGUAUGAGGUGACCGGCUGGCUGCAGAUCCAGGGCGUGCGGGUGACAGAUGAGGGCACGUACCGCUGCUUCGCCAGGAACAGGGUCGGGGCUGUGAUGGCAGUGGCCAGCCUGACCGUCCUCACUCCGGACCAGCUCAACCUGACGGGUUUGUCCUUGCCGGAACCCCGUGCCGUGCCUGAGGACUACGUGGACAGCGAGGAGGAGUACUACUAGCCCAGCUGCGGAGCUUGGCACUGAGCAGCACUCGCCCCAUGGUGCUUUGGGGUCAGGGAUGGAUCCAGAGCACACACCCCAGCCCUGAACAACUCUCUGAACACUUCUGUUUUGGGCUGGAGACAGAGAAUCAGAGAAUGGCCUGGAUUGGAAGGGACCUCAAGGAUCAUGAAUCUCCAACCCCUCUGCCACAGGCAGGGCCACCUCCCCAUUUAAUACUAGAACAGGUUGCACAGGGCCCCAUCCACUCUGGCCUUGAACACCUCCAGGGACGGGGCAUCCACAACCUCUCUGGGCAGCCUGUUCCAGAUGACAGUGUGGCUUGUGUGUCACCCUCAGGCAGGGACACCCAGGAGCUUGCUGCCAAAACACCCUUCUUUCCCAUCUUGUUCUUAGCCAGAAAAGUAGUGAUUUGAGGCAACCUGACAUUUGUGGUUUCACCCCUGGACAAUGUUGUCCUGAAAGCCCACGUGGCCACAAACGCUUUGGCCUUUUUGGAUUGGCUUUAUGCUUCUUCUCCCAAGCAGCUCUCUAUGCUGACAUCUCAGUGAGUGAUGAGCCAAGUGUACACGCAAUGCUCUGAGCAACCAACAGGGAUCGUCCCAUGGGGUCCCUCCAGGUUGGCUGCUCUCCUUCCCUUUCUUCUUUCUUUCCUUCCUCUUUCUCUUGAGAGCUGGCUCAGACGAUGCAAUUACAGCAUCAAAACCUGAGCGAGCAAAUAAAAGGGGUUUGUCUGAA
This is a messenger RNA of Tympanuchus pallidicinctus (lesser prairie-chicken), 1814 nucleotides long. RefSeq names its product Kazal type serine peptidase inhibitor domain 1 (gene KAZALD1). Gene Ontology annotation, biological process: regulation of signal transduction; regulation of cell growth. The transcript is spliced from 5 exons. NCBI's taxonomy places the organism in Eukaryota, Metazoa, Chordata, Aves, Galliformes, Phasianidae. Bases 183 to 1076 code for a protein of 297 amino acids. Gene Ontology annotation, molecular function: insulin-like growth factor binding. Gene Ontology annotation, cellular component: extracellular region. The record is from RefSeq and is a predicted model, not a curated record.